AAAUGCUAAUACAAAGGGAAACAAUGUUAUCCGCGAUUGGAGAAAGAUUGUAAUACAGAAUAAAUACCGGUGAAGGAGAACACACCAUCGAGAAAUCCCAAAAUUGUAUUCCUACAUCAUGGUGAAGAUUUUUGUUGGUGGAGUGUCACCGUCAGCUUCACCAGAGGAACUAAAGAAACUCUUUGAAAGGUAUGGGCAGGUAAAUGAAUGUGACAUCCUCAAAAACUAUGCCUUUGUCCACAUGGAACGGGAGCAAGAUGCCCACCGUGCCAUAGGCGAGCUGCACAAACAGGAAUUCUAUGGCUCCCACCUCACAGUGGAAUAUGCUACGUCAAAGAUACGCAAUGCUACAAAAAUAUAUGUUGGAAAUGUCUCAAGCCGUGCCACUACCUCCCAAGUAAAGGAGCUGUUUGAGAAGUUCGGCAAGGUGGUUGAAUGUGACAUUGUCAAAAACUAUGCCUUUGUACACAUGGCAAAAGAGAGGGAAGCCAUGGAUGCCAUUUUGCACCUUAACGACACUCCUCUUGCAGACCAGAAAAUAUUUGUCACACUUUCCAAAAGCAACAAUGCUCCCAAGAGUUCCAAAAUGGCAUCAGCAAUAGUGGCUGCUUCGUCACCUGCCCCUCCUCCGCCACCCCCUCCACCGCCUCCUGCUUAUUACUUCCAUCGUGGACGACUACCACCACCUCCAACCCCUUUCUCGCCCUACGCACCACGUUCUUGGUAUGAGAGGGAAUACUAUGAGAGAUAUACUUAUGACUUCUAUGAUAGGAGUACACUUGGAGCUCGUGCUGCAUAUGACAGGGCCUUAGCUCCUGCUGCUGUUAUGGCUGCUGCCGCAGCAGCUCUACCCACUGCCCCCGUUGCCCCUGCACCGCCAACUCCAGCAUCUCUUAGCGCAGCCCUGGCUCCUGCAGCAUAUAGGGACAGAAGCCCUGUGGGGAGGAGAACAGCAGCAGCAGCGGCAGCAGUUAUGGCACAAUAUGCUGAUCCAUAUGGAGCAUCCCAAGCCUAUAGUCAGACCUACAGCCAAGCCUACGCCUCUGCUUUCUCUCAAUAUAGCAUGGGAGCAGCGGCAUACAGCCCCGCAGAGUACUACGAGAAAUACGCUAACGGGUAUGCAGGCCAGUACAGCCAAACCUAUUAAGCCUCACUGAUCUUUGACACAAGGAGCCCACAAUUUCCUUUUACACUUGGCUUGUUUGUUUUCUCUACAUAGAGUCUGCAACAGUAUGGAAGUAAUUUUCAUUAGUAAACUGAAUGUACUAGACCUCAGUGAAUACAAAAGAAAGUAGCAAAGGGGAGGAUACAGUUGGUGCUACCUUAAAAAUCUAUAGGCAUACCAUACUGUUUAAACUGAUUAUCUUGCUUGCGGGUCAUUGGAACACGGAGCAAAGAUAACGUCCCCAUAAUGAAAAUAUAAGAUCGUAAAAAUUAAAAAAAUUAGGGAAAUAGAAAACCAUUGUUUAUUUGGCUCUGAGAAAAGCCAUACUGAAUAUAUUAUCAGAGUUAUAAAACCAUGUAUGAGAUGUUUGUCUAGAAGUUUAUGAUGGUAACUACAACAAGACAAUAAUAUCCGAGAUGAAUCGUACAUUUGAUAUAUUUCAGUAAUAUACACUUUAGAUUAAUAUAGAUGUCAUAUUUAGUUGCUCAUUUAUGCUGGGUUAUUCACACAACACGGAAAAUUAAUUUUAGGAACUGCUCAGAGAAAAAAAUUCAAGUCAAAACAGCAAAGCUGGAAAAAUAGCUGAGAUUUUUAUUUUUUUGUCUAAAUUCCCUGGUUAAUACAUCACAAAACUAUAAUUUUGCUAACAUGUAUACUGACACUGUUCACAUGACUGAUUUGCGGGUGAAUACAAGCAGGAAUAUAAUUUAAACAGAAAAAAAUAAUAUAACAUUUUUAUGGUAGUGCCCCUUA
Molecule: messenger RNA, 1918 nt
Organism: Pelobates fuscus (common spadefoot toad)
Lineage: Eukaryota; Metazoa; Chordata; Amphibia; Anura; Pelobatidae
Product: RNA-binding protein 4B-like
Exons: 2
Coding region: 119-1147 (342 amino acids)
Cellular component (GO): nucleus
Molecular function (GO): mRNA binding
Source: RefSeq, a predicted model, not a curated record